AAAAUGCUCUCCCUUGUUUCCUUGCUCCUAUGGAUUAUGUUGGUUUGUUCAGACAAUGUUUCUUCUCAUUCUAAUGAAGAAACACAAGCUCUGCUCAAAUGGAAAGCCACCCUUCUCAACCAAAACCUGCUUUUGUGGAGUCUUCAUCCUAACAACAUCACAAAUUCUUCUGCCCAACCUGGAACAGCAACCAGAACUCCAUGCAAAUGGUUCGGGAUAUCUUGCAAGGCAGGAAGUGUAAUCAGAAUAAACCUCACAGAUUUGGGUUUAAUCGGUACUCUCCAAGACUUCUCAUUCUCGUCUUUUCCUAAUCUUGCAUAUUUUGAUAUCAACAUGAACAAGCUCUCUGGUCCUAUCCCACCUCAAAUUGGUUUUCUCUCCAAGCUCAAAUAUCUUGAUCUGUCCACCAACCAGUUUUCAGGGAGAAUACCGUCGGAAAUCGGCCUAUUAACUAAUCUCGAGGUCCUGCACCUGGUUGAGAAUCAGCUGAAUGGUUCAAUUCCUCAUGAAAUAGGUCAGUUGAAGUCUCUUUGUGAUCUUUCUUUGUACACCAACAAACUGGAGGGAACAAUUCCUGCUUCUCUGGGUAAUUUGAGCAACUUGACCAAUUUGUAUCUUGAUGAAAAUAAACUUUCUGGUUUGAUUCCUCCGGAAAUGGGAAAUCUCACCAAACUUGUUGAGCUAUGCUUGAAUGCCAACAAUCUGACAGGUCCCAUCCCUUCUACCUUGGGCAAUUUAAAAAGUCUAACUUUGUUGCGCCUCUACAACAAUCAACUCUCUGGGCCUAUCCCAACAGAAAUAGGAAAUUUGAAGCACCUCCGGAAUCUAAGCCUUUCCAGUAACUAUCUUUCAGGUCCAAUCCCCAUGUCAUUAGGUGAUCUGAGUGGCCUAAAAUCUCUGCAGCUCUUUGAUAAUCAACUUUCUGGCCCCAUUCCUCAAGAAAUGGGAAACUUGAGAUCUCUUGUUGACCUAGAAAUAUCCCAAAAUCAACUCAAUGGUUCCAUUCCUACUUUACUGGGUAAUUUGAUCAACUUAGAAAUUUUAUACCUCCGUGAUAACAAACUUUCUAGUUCCAUUCCUCCAGAAAUUGGGAAACUUCAUAAGUUGGUUGAGCUAGAAAUAGACACGAACCAGCUAUCUGGUUUUUUACCAGAAGGCAUAUGCCAAGGUGGAUCUCUGGAGAACUUCACGGUGUUUGACAAUUUUCUCAUUGGGCCCAUCCCCGAAAGCUUGAAAAAUUGCCCAAGCUUAGCCAGAGCUCGGCUUCAGGGAAACCAACUCACUGGAAAUAUAUCCGAGGCAUUUGGGGUCUGUCCAAACCUGUAUCACAUCAACUUGAGCAACAACAAGUUCUAUGGGGAACUUUCUCAAAAUUGGGGAAGGUGUCACAAACUACAAUGGCUAGACAUUGCCGGGAAUAAUAUCACAGGGAGCAUACCAGCAGAUUUUGGAAUCUCAACUCAACUAACCGUGCUUAAUCUUUCUUCAAAUCAUUUGGUUGGGGAAAUUCCAAAGAAGUUGGGAAGUGUAUCGUCUCUGUGGAAGCUGAUUUUGAAUGAUAACCGACUUUCCGGGAAUAUACCACCUGAACUUGGAUCGCUUGCUGACCUUGGGUAUCUAGACCUGUCAGGAAAUAGAUUGAAUGGGUCAAUACCAGAGCACUUGGGUAACUGCUUGGACUUGAAUUACUUGAACCUGAGCAACAACAAACUCAGCCACGGAAUUCCGGUUCAGAUGGGCAAGCUCAGUCACCUCUCCCUGCUUGAUCUGAGUCACAACUUACUUACAGGUGAAAUCCCAUCACAAAUCCAAGGUUUGCAGAGCUUAGAGAAGCUUAAUCUAUCCCAUAACAACCUAUCUGGUAUCAUUCCAAAGGCUUUUGAGGAUAUGCAUGGCUUGUGGCAAGUCGACAUAUCUUACAAUGAUUUGCAGGGUUCCAUUCCCAACAGCGAAGCAUUUCAGAAUGUUACCAUUGAAGUGUUGCAGGGAAACAAAGGUUUGUGUGGUAGCGUUAAAGGGUUACAACCUUGCGAAAAUCGUUCUGCAACAAAGGGUACUCAUAAAGCUGUAUUCAUAAUCAUAUUCUCUCUUUUGGGAGCACUUCUAAUUCUUUCUGCUUUCAUUGGGAUUUCCUUGAUUUCUCAAGGAAGAAGAAAUGCAAAAAUGGAGAAGGCCGGUGAUGUACAGACUGAAAAUCUCUUCUCAAUCUCGACUUUUGAUGGAAGAACAACGUAUGAAGCAAUCAUAGAGGCGACCAAGGAUUUUGAUCCCAUGUAUUGCAUCGGAGAGGGAGGACAUGGAAGCGUAUACAAAGCAGAGCUGCCGUCAGGUAACAUAGUAGCUGUGAAGAAGCUUCACCGAUUCGACAUUGACAUGGCACAUCAAAAGGAUUUCGUGAAUGAAAUAAGAGCAUUGACAGAGAUAAAGCAUCGAAAUAUCGUGAAGCUUCUGGGUUUCUGCUCACAUUCACGACACUCAUUUCUGGUAUACGAGUACCUGGAACGAGGGAGCUUGGGUACAAUCUUGAGCAAAGAAUUACAAGCUAAGGAAGUGGGUUGGGGUACAAGGGUAAACAUUAUUAAAGGGGUGUCUCAUGCUUUGUCUUACCUGCACCAUGAUUGUGUGCCUCCAAUUGUUCAUCGAGACAUAUCAAGCAAUAAUGUUCUGCUGGAUUCUAAAUAUGAGGCCCAUGUAUCCGACUUUGGCACUGCUAAGUUUCUGAAGCUAGACUCAUCAAACUGGAGCACUCUUGCAGGCACAUAUGGAUAUGUCGCACCAGAGCUUGCUUACACGAUGAAGGUAACCGAGAAAUGCGAUGUCUACAGCUUUGGAGUGCUGGCACUUGAAGUGAUGAGAGGAAGACAUCCUGGAGAUCUUAUCUCCUCUCUAUCAGAUUCACCAGGGAAGGAUAACGUAGUGUUGAAAGAUGUGUUAGAUCCUCGACUCCCACCUCCCACAUUCCGAGACGAAGCAGAAGUGACGUCUGUCAUACAGCUCGCAACUGCAUGCUUAAACGGCAGCCCACAAUCUAGGCCGACCAUGCAGAUGGUUUCUCAGAUGUUGUCACAAAGGAUUUAAUCCAUCUAGGAAAUAUCUAAUUUGUGUGGAACUCGAUCCAGUCUGACGAAUUUGUGUGCAAAUAUGUAUA
Messenger RNA from Vitis vinifera (wine grape), 3148 nucleotides. Its product is annotated as MDIS1-interacting receptor like kinase 2. The transcript is spliced from 2 exons. Gene Ontology annotation, molecular function: ATP binding; protein kinase activity; protein binding. Gene Ontology annotation, biological process: protein phosphorylation. The record is from RefSeq and is a predicted model, not a curated record. Lineage: Eukaryota; Viridiplantae; Streptophyta; Magnoliopsida; Vitales; Vitaceae. Bases 4 to 3078 code for a protein of 1024 amino acids.